GUUGCCGGGAAGGCGAGGCCGGAUUAAAGCGAGGCGGCAGACUGGGCAAGUGGCGCUGCCGAGCCGGGAGCAGGAGGAGGGGGGAGGGAAAAACGAGAUGAGUUCUGCGGACGGGAGCCGGAGGGAGCACGGCGCCAAGCGGCCGGCCUCACCCAAUGAUAAAGGAUCUAGUACAACCUGGGAAUCGGCUGAUUUGGGUGAUGAUGAGCGGAAGCUAAAAUUCCUAAGGCUAAUGGGAGCUGGGAAGAAAGAUCACAGUGGACGUGCGCAUCCAGGUGACCACAAGUCAACCUCGCUCUUCAGAACGGGUGAUGAAGAUAAAAAAAUAAAUGAGGAGUUGGAACAUCAGUUUCAUCAGAGUUUGGAUAGUCAGCUGUCAGGAAGGAACAGGCGACAUUGUGGAUUGGGCUUCAGUGAGCCUGAGGCAGCAGAACCGGAGUUGCAACAGGUCAGUACUGGUGGAGACUUGCCAACCAAUAGCUUGAAUGAUUCUGAAAAUAAAGGUCAGUCAAAGGAUUAUUCUUCAGACUACAUGAAAUCCAGUAGUGAAGAACAUCAGUCAGAAGAUGCAGACACCAAAAAGCAAGACCUGAAAAGCAAUUAUAAAAUGAUGUUUGUAAAGUCAUCUACAAAUUAGCACUAUCCUUUAACAUGGUCUCCUGUUCAAUGUUAUGGCGUGUAUAAUUACAAUACAUUUUACUGAGCAAAGAAUGCCAUUGAAUUUAUUUUCUGAUUUAGUAUGUGACUUGCUCUUACCAACAUUGUCCCUAAUGUUUUUGGUUUUGUUUUUAAAUCUCUAUUUUGUGAAAAUGAUCUUGAGUUUUCUCACCUUUUUUGUGCCUACAUUUUUGCAAAAUUUGCCCUUUGCAUUUUAAAUGAGUUCCACAUAUCUAAAGUAAGACAAAAUAUUACUUUGUGUAAUUUAUGGAUGCAUAUCAUUUGUCCAACUUUUUUUGACAGAACUGUCCAAGAGGGGGGAGAAACAUUCAAGUUCAAAUGAAGGCUAAGAGAAAUAUUUUUAGCUGUUCAUAUACUGUAUAUAUAAAAUAAAAGUUGAAGUCUUUACAACAAA
Messenger RNA from Pristis pectinata (smalltooth sawfish), 1072 nucleotides. RefSeq names its product chromosome 14 C11orf58 homolog (gene c14h11orf58). Lineage: Eukaryota; Metazoa; Chordata; Chondrichthyes; Rhinopristiformes; Pristidae. The coding region runs from base 98 to 637 and encodes 179 amino acids. The transcript has 5 exons. The record is from RefSeq and is a predicted model, not a curated record.